This is a messenger RNA of Cyprinodon tularosa, 9394 nucleotides long. It is a transcript of the gene ncoa1, whose product is annotated as nuclear receptor coactivator 1. Gene Ontology annotation, cellular component: nucleus. The transcript is spliced from 21 exons. NCBI's taxonomy places the organism in Eukaryota, Metazoa, Chordata, Actinopteri, Cyprinodontiformes, Cyprinodontidae. Gene Ontology annotation, molecular function: protein dimerization activity; nuclear receptor binding. Gene Ontology annotation, biological process: positive regulation of transcription by RNA polymerase II; cellular response to hormone stimulus. The record is from RefSeq and is a predicted model, not a curated record. The coding region runs from base 93 to 4484 and encodes 1463 amino acids.
UCCUCCUCCGUACGUCACUUGCAGAGAGGAGGGCUGGAGAGGUCAGGAGCUGCAGGAGGCUGACCUCUUCUACAGGUCUGUCUAAGCUGAAAAUGAGUGCAGUAGGGGAAGGCCCCCUGGACCCUGCCACGCUGGAGUCACACAAGAGGAAGAGCUCACCAUGCGAUACAUCGGGGCAAAGUGGGGAGAAGCGAAGGAGGGAGCUGGAGUGUCGCUACAUCGAGGAGCUAGCUGAGCUGGUGUCGUCCAACAUGGGCGACAUCGCCAGUGUGAGCGCUAAGCCAGACAAGUGCCACAUCCUCAAGAGCACCGUGGACCAAAUCCAGCAGAUCAAGCGGCGUGAGCAGGAGAAAGCAACUCUUUUGUCUCCAGAUGACGACGUGCAGAAAAGCGACGUGUCCUCCAGUAGUCAGGGGCUGGUAGAGAAAGAGGCGCUUGGUCCCAUGCUGCUAGAGGCACUCGAUGGAUUCUUCUUUGUGGUCAACCACGAGGGCCGCAUUGUCUUCGUUUCUGAGAAUGUGAAGGGUUACCUUGGAUACACCCAGGAAGAGCUGAUGAACUCUAGCGUCUACACCAUCCUCCACGUGGGAGACCACAAUGAUUUUGUCCGUAAUCUGCUCCCUAAAAGCCUAGUGAACGGCGCCCUGUGGCCGCAGGAACCUGGCCGAAGGAACAGCCACACCUUUAACUGUCGCAUGCUGAAGAGACCGCCGGACGAGGCAGACUCUGAGAACCAGGAGGCCCGACAGCAGUACGAGAUCAUGCAGUGUUUUACCAUCUCACAGCCACGGCCCGUUCACGAGGAGGAAGAAGACCUGCAGAGCUGCCUGAUCUGCAUCGCCUGUCGGAUACCACGCACGGAGUCUUUUAUCACGAAGCAGGACCCGACAGGGAAGAUCAUCUCCGUAGAAACGAGCGCUUUGCGAGCGACAAGCCGGCCUGGCUGGGAGGACCUGGUCAGGAAGUGCAUUUAUGCGUUUUUUCAGCCGCAGGGCAAAGAGCCCUCCCAUGCCAAGAAGCUGCUGCAUGAAGUGAUGGCACGCGGCACAGCUGUCAGCCCCCUGUACCAUUUCACAUUAAGCGAUGGCACGCCGCUCAGCGCACAGACACGCUGCAAGUUCUGCUGCCCACCAAAACCAGACGUACAGCCCUUCAUCAUGGGCAUUCACACUAUUGACAGGGAACACAUCACUGCUAGCUCUCAGGAAAACACUAACCCCAGCCUUCCACUGACCCCCAGCAGUAUUGCUCACACCCCCACCCAGCCCCCCUCACUUCCCCCUGGCAGUAACUCAAGCCAAGGCUCUGUCCUUCAUACCAACAACAACAACGCCUCCUCCCUCGGACACAACCCCUCCACACCAACAGGCUACCUGACGCCCAAUCGGACGAACUGCCCCCCAGAGGUCAACAGUCCCUCUGCUCUCAGCAGUCCACACACAGCCUCCUCUACCUCUUUUAUGUCACCCAGGAUGCCACAUGCCAGUCCUGGGUUAGGGGGAAGCCCUCGAGUACCAGGGAACCCCUUCUCGCCCUCCACGCCGGGCCUCCAGUCGCCUUCGGGGGCAGCCAGUAGCGGCGGCAGCCUCAACAGACAGCAUUCUGCCGGCGAUAGUAAUAGUGGGGUUAAUGGUGGGUCAGCAGGGUCUUUCCCCCUGUCCUCGCCUGGACUUCAGAGACAAGCCAGUUUGCCCACCGGCUCCUCCACUCGACCACAGUCGGCAAAGCCCCAAACUGGAGGGGGGGAUGGGGGAGAGGACUCUGCUAAAGCCCCCCUACCUCCUGCCUCACAGCUGGGGAACUCCAGACUCAACCAGCUCCUGGACAGCAGUGUUUCAGGAGUGGAAUCCAACAACAACUCAUCACCUCAUCCUCCUCACCCCUCCCUGGGUCUUCAUUGUCCCGCUUCCCACAGCAGUCUGACGGAGCGCCACAAGAUUCUGCACAGGCUGCUCCAGGACAGCAGUCCAAACGACACCGCCGCCGCCGCGUCCGAGGUCGGAGGAAAUAAAAAUGAAGUAGAGAUCAAGAAGGAGCCGCCUGCCAGUCCGGCUCCGGGCACAGCGCCCCACAAGCCCAAUCCCAGAGAGCCGCGGGACCACCAGUUACUGCGAUUUCUUCUGGAUACCGACGAAAAGGACUUGGGAGACCUUCCACCUCCGUCGGCCUUGAGCCUUCAGACGGUUCGAGUGAAGGUAGAGAAGAGAGCCAGCAGCGAGGGCCUGACUUGUUCCGGUUCGUCCGUCCCAGCCGGAGGGACGUCCAAACUAACGAGCGGCUCGGCUUGCAUCAGCCCUAAAUCAAGUCCUCUGGGGGAGAACCGCAGAGAUAGCAGAGACUCAACGAUAUCUGUUGGAGCUGCUGAUAAGGACCCUCCUAACCAGCUUCUGCCUGGCCUCAGAGGUCCACUCACGGCCAAACAAGGCACUGAAGACUCAGUAAACGGUGGAGGAGGCCCUCUACAUUCUCCAUCCACACAACUCCCAGCUCCGCUCCAGUCCCCAGUACCUCAUCUCCAGUCCCCCUUGUCCCAGCCUCAGUCGGUUCCCCAGCUGCAUUCCCCGUCCCCUCAGCUCCACUCCCCUUCCCUCCAGCUCAGACUUCAGUCACCUACUCAUCUCCAGCCUGGUGAGGCCUGCACUCCCCGCAACGUUAAUGUGAAGAGAGAGCCUCCAGGGACACCAAACAGAGGACUUGGUGACGGCGGCCAAACCUCAGGCUGCAGCAUCCAGUCGCAGCCAUCCUUUGAUUUCUGCAACCCUGCCACUCCAGGCCAGCAACAGGGCCAGGGAGACCUCUUUCAGACCCCCAAAGACAGCAGCCCUUUUCCAGAGACAGAAGUUCUCAACCCCUUUGCUCCUAGCUCAGGGCUAACGAAGAUGGAUGUGGGAGAUUCUCAGUUCCAGCCUUUGGCUCUGUCUGACACUCUGUCCUUUGAUGGACUCGGAACUCCUUUACAGACGUCUUUAUCGUCACCUCAAGAGCAGUGUGUGCCCUGUACGCUGGACGAAGAGCUGGGACCCCCGACCACGCCUGAAGCCCGUAACGAUGAGAAGGCUCUGAUUGAGCAGCUUGUUUCCUUUCUGAGUGGAACAGAUGAGAGCGAGCUGGCUGAACUGGACAAGGCCCUGGGUAUCGACAAACUGGUACAGGGCGGCUGCUUUGACCCGUUUCCUCAAAACUUCCCGCCCCAGCAACCCACUGCCACGCCGGUUUCCAUGGACCCUAAACCCCCCACCUAUACUUUCCAGUUCCCACCAACUUCACAAGCUCCGUUUCCUCCAGAGCUGGCCGCGGUGGGGCAGCAGGGGGUGACAUUCGGAGCUCCCCGCGGGGCUUUCCCUGGCGGUUCAGCGAGCGUGGGACUGAGGCCAGGCAUGACCAGACCCCAGGGGAUGGGCCCCCAGCUCAGGCUGCCACCCAACCACCUGCGGCUGCAGCUGCAGCAGAGACUGCAGGGCCAGCAGCAGAAUCGACUAGCAGCCUUGAAUUCAUUCCCAGGAGGCCCCCAGCAGGUUAACAUGGGGGUGCGACAGGGGCUCCAACAACCCCAGAUACCCUCACAGCCUCUGCUGAACGCUCAGAUGCUGGCGCAGCGUCAGAGGGAACUCUACAGCAUCCACCAUCGUCAGCAGCAGCAGCUCCUCCAGCACAAGGUCAGGCUCAUGAGACAGAACGUGGCGGGAGUGCCCACCGUCGGCGUUGGCACCCCUAGGGCACCCAAAGUCCCUCCCACGACGUCUCAGCAGCAGUUCAGCUUUCCGCCGGGGUACAACCCGAUGGCGGGGAACACCCCUACCUCACCGAGUCACUUCAGCAACGUGGACUCCAAGCUGUCUGUCAGAGUGCCCCUGGGCAACCAGACGCUGAUGGGUGGCUUACAGGGUCAGUUUGACAGCACCGUGAACACCUCCGUGCAGCAGGGACUCUUUCAGCAGUUUGGAGGGUCUGCUGUGGUCCAACAGGAUCCACCCUUUCCUGCUGAGAUGAGCCCUACAAGCCCAUUAUUAUCACCUCAGAACUCCACUUCCCAGAGUCCUCUGCUUCAGCAGGCACCGCCUUCUGGCUAUCAGUCUCCAGACAUGAAGAGCUGGCAGCAGACAGGCCUGGGCAGCCUGUUCAGCCAGUCAGGACAGGGAGCAGCGCAGGCGUUCGGCCAGCAGGGGGUGUAUAACAACAUGAGCAUCACCGUCUCUAUGGCUGGAGGCACGAGCAGCGUCAGCUCUUUACCUUCCAUGGGUCAGGCGGUUGGAAUGAGCAACAGUAACCUCAGCAACGUCAGUUCAGUGUGCAGUGACCAGCAGGUGCAGCAGGUUCAGGUGUUCGCGGACGUCCAGUGCACUGUGAACCUUGUCGGCAGCGACUCCUACCUGAACCAGGGCUCCAUCGGGGCUGCGGGCCCCCAGAAGGGCCCCGGGCCGCAGGGCUCGCAGAGCAGCCAGGCCCAGCAGAAGAGCCUCCUCCAGCAGCUCCUCACUGAGUGACACCCUCCCCCUCCCAUCCCGUCAGCUCCUUCGCUCCCUCUCACGUCUUCAUCGCCUCCUCCUCUUCCUAGGAGGGUAGACCUAUCGCUGUCUCUGUCUCACUUUCGGACGAACGGAUAGAAGGACAGGCCGCUCGCAGCGUAAGGAGGUGUGGAGGUGCGGCUGUCUGUGGGGGGGUGGGUGGGGGUUCAGUUCUGGUAACUUUACCAGUCCAGGACUUAAAGAGCGUCAGUAGGAGCAGCGGUGUUAUUUAAACCUGCCUGUCUAAUCUGUCUGACAACCUGUCUGUCUGCCUCAGCCUAAUGAAGGCAGUGUUGUCUUGCUGCUCAUUUCUCGGUGACCUGCUUCCUGACCCAGGAGGAAAAAAAUGCGACGUCAUUGUAGAUUUGCCAAUUAUUUUUUUCCGUCACUGUCGAAUCAGGGCCGACCUUUCUCUCUCUUUCACUUCUUUUUCCUGCUUGGAUGACGGGUCGGCGGCGUUGGGGGGUGUCCCGCACAUCAGCAGCCACCUCUGGCUAUUUGAUUUCCUUUGCGUUUGUCGUUCUUUCUACCAUCUAUCUAUCUCUGUCUCUUAGCGAUGUGGGAAUGUUAAGGUUUCAGACCUCAGCGGCAUUGUGAGAUAGAAGCUCAGUAUCAGCUGGUUCUGGGACUGUUCCUCUCUAUCUGCUGCAGUGCCUGGUGGAAGUGUGAGUUUGUCCCAAGCUCUGCUUCUUCUUCUUCUUCCUCUUUUAUUAUUAUUAUUUUUUUUCUUCUACUCCUGUGUAUUUUUCUAUUCUAUUUUUAUGUUUUGGGUUGGAUUGUUUAUAAAAUCUUCUGCUCUCUCCGUCGUCAUCAUCUUCAUCAUGACCUCCAGAACAAGCUUUGACAUCAACCAGGGCGUACGGAUUGGAUGAAUGGAUGGAAGGACGGGAGUCAGAGGGGAUGCUGCUCAGUUUUGAACCUUUUAUGUCUUUUAUUUUUAUUUCUAUCAGAGUAUAAAAACAGACUGUUAUGGUUAUUUAACUGUCUUGUCCAUCACAUUUUAGCCUCACCUCAGCAGAUGUGAAUACGGGGAGGCCCGGCAGGGUUCCUCCUCUGCUCCUCUCUUUCUCUUUGUGUCUUCACGGUUUCUCUCAGCCUAUCAGUGUUGUUUGCCACGUGCACCAUGCAGGCGGGUAGUAUUUGUACAUUACAGAAGGACAAAGACUUUGGAGGUGAGCUAACCUGUUCUCUUGUAACUGCUUUCCUUUUGGACAAAAAACAAAACAAAAAAAGUGUCAUUAAUUGAAUACUCAGAAGAGGCAAAACUCUGUAUAAUGUGAUUGGAUUCAUUUAUUUUUGGUUUGUUUUUCUUAGUUUUUAAUUAGUUCUAAUAAUGUCUGCUCAUUUUUGAGAUUAUCUUUUUUUUCUGGCAUAUUGUGACACAGCUUCAUGUUGCAGUGGAGGAAGAAGUUAUUCCAGCUUCUAAAAAUGUGAAAUUUUAAACACAAUUUGACUUAAAAAAAAGAAAAAAAAAGUAAAAAAUGUUGGAAAUGGCUCCCUUUUUACAAACAUAGUUUUAUUUCUUUUCUUUCUUUUUUUUUAUUUCAGGGAGCUAGUUAGCCGUUAUGUUUUUUUUUUUGUUUUUUUUGCUUUCUCCUAUUUUUGUGUACAAAAACAGCACAUUUGUCUGUAACAGUUGUAUAAAAAUGAUAAUUAUAGCUCAAGUCGCAUUGUUUGCCGCUUGUCGCUGCAGCCAACGAUGCGCUUUCCAUUAUUGUUCCCAUAUAUAAUGAAAUUUAAAUAGAGGCUUUAGCGUUAGAACUUCUAACAAAGAUGUGAUUGAUGAAUGAUUUAAAGUUUUCUGGAAUUUGAAUCAAGCUUUGGAAAAAAAAAAAAAAAGAUAAUAUCCUCCUUUUAAAACUGUUGAUCUACUCAGGAAUUCAUCUCCAUCCGCCUAUGAGCACAUCACUCCUCUGGCUGCUCACAUGUACAGUUUUCUGUAACUACUGUUGAUCGGUCCUACACUGUCUCUCCAUAACCAAUACAGAUUUAAAAUAAGAAAAAAAAAAACUUUUGUUAUGCACAAAUCUAUAAACUCCCUGCUGAGACGUCGCCUCUUAAUGCUUUAUGAUAAAAUUGUUGCGGAAAAAGAAAUAUCCAGAUUUUUUUGUUCUGAUUUAUUUGAAAACAGACGACAGAACCAAACCCAAAGGUUUCCUUUUCUAUCAGGAUUGAAUUUAAUCAGGAAGCAUCCAGAGAUCCUGUGGAAAAUGAACAGUUUUCAUGCAUUAUUAUUUAUUUCUCUGCCUUUCUGUGCUGAUGGAUUGGCGGUGAGAGGUUUCACAGUCAAUGCAGACCCCACAUUCAGAAAUUCACCUUUCUUUUUUUAUCCGCUCAGUAAAAUUAGAACUUUUAAUCCAGUUCCAUCUCAUGUCUGAUACUAAUUUGGUAUAAAACACAAAUAAGUCACAGAGCGUUCACAGGUCAAGUGGGCAUUUAACCUGCUAACUCCUCCAGCGAUGCUGUGUGAUGUAGGAACCACUUUGUGCUCAGCUCUGCUGUGGAUGUGAGCUCAGUGAGUCAGGUUCUAUUUUGGUCACUAUGUUCUACAGCUUCUGCAUAGAUUUUAAAUAUUUUUCAUCCGCUCAAAGAAAAAAAUAUAUGCAAAACAACCGAAAGUGUAAUAACUCCAGUAGGCCAGAAUGAGGCGCUUUAGAGUUACCAUGGUACUGCAUGGUUUUAAAACAAGGCCGAUUCAUCUGAUUCAAGUUUUUUUAAAUGAAAAUCAGCAUCUUAAUCAGCUGCUAUAUCGCACAGAAAUGCCGUAGUAACACCGUUUCACCAGUAGGGGUGAUAAUGAUUUUGGUAACAUAAAAAUCCAAAAUAACUUGUUGGUUUAAGCAGAUCUAGGUUUAUGCUCCUGAACAGCAGGGGGCACUGUUUUUCUUUGACUUGUUCUUUUUUUUACCUCAUUCCUCCUGUUAACUUCUAUAAAAACAAAAACUUGGCAAUGCAAAACACAACCUCUAAGAAUCUCUGGAUUCUCUGUACACAGGUACAAAUAAAAUCUUCUGUUUACAAAAUACUUUUAAAAAAUAUGUUUUUUUCUCCCAUCAGGAAGUCUGCUGCAUAGAUAAGAAAUAUCUCUUCAGAAACUGCAAGAUCAGAAGGAAAGACCCUAAACCUUACACUGCUCCCCGGGCGCCGCAAAAUGGCAGCCCACUGCUUCCCCAAGGGGAUGGGUUAAAUGCAGAGAGUGAAUCUAGUUUCUCUGUACUUGUGACAGUUUAAUGACAAUAAAAGCUACACAAAAAAAAAGAAAAUUAUCUGAAAAUUUCACCGAUCUUUAUCUAGAGAACAAAAAAACAUUAGACCCACGUUUGAGAUAAAUUGGCUCCAUGAAUAAUGAAGCAUAUUCUGUAUUUUUUUAUUUAGCAGUUUAUGAAAACCUCUCAGUUUGUCCUGAAAGAAAAGCCAAAAGCUACACAAAGCGCACCACCAUGCAAAUAAACCAGCAUAAAAACAUAUUCAUUUAUGUAAGCCGUUAUUUACAAAUACAUCUCUGAUGAAAUGAUGCAAAAGGCUGGUGUCCUCAGGUGUGGAUUAAACUUGCAGAUGAGGCCAAAUCAUCCCAAAGCUGUUUGCAACUAAAAUCAAUUAACAUGCAACAAAUGGGCCAUCUUUAAAACAUCACUUUUUGCAGUUCCUAAACCUAUUUGUAGCUCCUGAAUUGUGCAGCAGAUCAGUUAGUUGGAGAUUUAUUUAUUUUUUUAUUGCUGAGAUAUUUCUACACACACACAGCAUAGCUCCUCUUCCUCUUUACAUCUUUCCUGCAUGCGAAAGGCCUCCUCUACCAACCCGGAUUAUAGAUGGAGAAUUUCACCCUGCAGCAAAGACAUCAACAACAACAAAAUGCCAAAUACACCCGAGAAGCUGAAAAAAGGCAAAAAUGUUUCUUUAUGCAAAAGCCUUUCAGUGCAAAAAGCAGUCCCUCCUUCCUCGCUACAGCGCGCAGGUACCAGGUUUUGUAAUGUUUGUCUCAUGUUAAUGUAAAUAACAGAAAUGUGAAUGCAUAUUUGUUCAGAAUCGACAGAGUAAAAAAAAACACAAAAAAAACUAGCUCCGAGUUUGUGGUAAAUAACUACUCGCCUUUGUCAUGUUUUUAUUUUUCUACCUUUUUACUUUGGUUUUGAAGAUGGUGUAUGUUUGUACAUGAAGUGUGAGUGUGUAAUACUGUAUAUCUGGUGUUCUCUCUGAGAUGGAAACGGACGACGAUGUCCUGUUCAGUUCCUCUUCGGACUCUUUCAGACCCUGCACAGUUACCUGUGGGUGUUUUAUUCGGAUAAACUAUGCCAGAGAUUGGUUGUUGUUUUUUGUUUUGUUUUUUUAAGCGACUGCUGAAUGUGAUUUUACUGAGAGAAAGAGAUAGAGAGAGAGAGAAGCGGUGUGGACUGGCUUUUUGUACGGGUUAAUUUAAAAGAAGAAGAAAAAAAAAAAGGCCAUAUUAUUUAAUUUUCCUCUGUUGACGCAAAUGGUUCAGCAGAGCUGGGAGAGUGGAGCCUUGGUUUUUUAGCAUUGAGAAGCAUUGUUGAAUUUAUGACUGAUCUGUCUGGUUUUUAUUUUUAACAUUUUAAUUCAUCCCUCAAUAGUAAAAAAGAAAAAAAAAAGACCAAAGCUUCAACGUGUUUAACGGAUUUCAUAUGCAAACCUCGUCAUCACUGGACAACACAUAAUGUAGCGGCUCUAUUUCGUUUCCUUCGUCUCUAUGCAUGCUCCUUUAUUUUCAUUUUUCUGUCUUAAAUCUUAAAUCCAUCUCAUCAGAUCAUCAGAGUGGCCUAUCAGCAUUCAGAACCUGCGAUGUCCCAAAGUUUGCUCAGUUCCGACUCUGCCGAUGCCGUGUUUUUUAAUCCCGAAGUGCUAUCACGUGUUUACAGGAAAAAAAAAAAAAA